Messenger RNA from Saxophila tyrrhenica, 1302 nucleotides. It is a transcript of the gene PPH3, whose product is annotated as phosphoprotein phosphatase PP4 catalytic subunit. Bases 1 to 1302 code for a protein of 433 amino acids. Gene Ontology annotation, biological process: double-strand break repair via homologous recombination. The record is from RefSeq and is a predicted model, not a curated record. Gene Ontology annotation, molecular function: protein serine/threonine phosphatase activity. The transcript is spliced from 5 exons. Gene Ontology annotation, cellular component: cytoplasm; nucleus. NCBI's taxonomy places the organism in Eukaryota, Fungi, Ascomycota, Dothideomycetes, Mycosphaerellales, Extremaceae.
AUGAGCGAUCUCGAUAAAGCCAUCGCCCAACUCCGAGCCUGCCGUCCCAUACCCGAGAGCCAGGUGCGCGAGCUCUGCUACAAGGCGCGGGAGCUGCUGAUCGAGGAGGGCAAUGUAGUGUGCGUGGAUGCGCCGGUGACGAUAUGCGGCGACAUACAUGGCCAGUUCCACGAUCUGAUGGAGCUGUUUCGCGUAGGCGGGGAUGUGCCGGAGACGUGCUAUCUGUUCAUGGGCGACUUCGUGGACAGGGGCUUCUACUCCCUCGAAUCCUUCCUCCUUCUGCUAUGCCUAAAAGUCCGGUAUCCCGACCGGAUCACGCUGAUACGAGGGAAUCACGAAUCACGACAGAUCACAACAGUUUAUGGGUUCUAUGACGAAUGUUUGCGGAAAUAUGGAAGUGCGAAUGUCUGGCGAUACUGCUGCGAAGUCUUCGACUAUUUAGCCCUCGGCGCGCUCAUAAUUGGCGCAUCCACUGAUAUGCAGCCCACCGACGCACCCUUAGUCGACCCGAACUCUCAAGCCCACGUUCCAUCCGACGCCACCGACCUUGAGAUUGAAAUCCUCAACUCGUCCGGCCAAAUCAUCAACCGCUUCCAGCGUCAGCCUCGACAGAGCGGCAACUCGCAAGACCUUUCGCAACUCUCCAACCCACCCUCCUCCCCAUCUCAAACGCAGCCAGACCAAACACCCACUCGCAGCGGCGCCCCAGGCACUUCCGCGACCUCCAACAGCGGCGGCAGCGCCUCGAACUCCUCGGGCGCCGUACUCUGCGUCCACGGCGGCCUGUCACCACUCAUCGACAGCAUCGACAAGAUCCGCCUCCUCGAUCGCAAACAAGAAGUACCCCACGAAGGCGCCAUGUGCGACCUCCUCUGGUCCGAUCCUGACGAAAUUGAAGGCUGGGGUCUGUCACCCCGCGGCGCCGGCUUCCUCUUCGGCGCAGACAUUGUCAAGUGCUUCAACCAAAAGAACGACCUUUCCUUGAUAUGCCGCGCGCAUCAGCUGGUGAUGGAAGGUUUCAAGGAAAUGUUCGACAACACCAUCGUGACGGUGUGGUCGGCGCCGAACUACUGCUAUCGCUGCGGAAAUGUGGCAGCAAUUCUGGAGUUGGGUGAGGAUGGAAGUAAUGCUGGCUACGCGCCCAGGACGAACGGGGAUGUCGGGAGGGUUGGCGGGCCCCUGGCGGAAAGGGGGCAGGAUUUGCGGAUGGGACCUGGAAGGAGGUAUCGGGUGUUUGAGGCGGCGCCGCAGGACUCUAGAGGGAUGCCUGCCAAGAAGCCGGUGGCGGAUUACUUCUUGUAA